This is a messenger RNA of Sorghum bicolor (sorghum), 5993 nucleotides long. RefSeq names its product putative disease resistance protein RGA3. Gene Ontology annotation, molecular function: ADP binding. Gene Ontology annotation, biological process: defense response to other organism. The transcript has 6 exons. The record is from RefSeq and is a predicted model, not a curated record. NCBI's taxonomy places the organism in Eukaryota, Viridiplantae, Streptophyta, Magnoliopsida, Poales, Poaceae. Bases 923 to 5083 code for a protein of 1386 amino acids.
CGCGGAUAUUUCUUGCCCGUUGCCAUCUUUAUCCGUGGCCUAGCGACCGCGCCCAAAUUCCCGAAGCGCCGGCGCUGAGUGCCGGAGCGGGCGCCACCGCACUGGCUAUCGCCACCGGCGAGGCGGCACGGCUGCGGUCCUGCACUCCUACGGCCAGGGCCAUCCACGGAGAGAACGCAGAUCCGCUCCGUCGAUUGUCGAUGAGAUCUGUAAUGAGACAGCGAAGUCGCAUCGGCAAGUAAAUCCACAAGGUCACGCUCAAGCCAGCGAGGAGAUCAGCAGGCUAUUCCCUCCAUCUACAACAUCAGCGGGUUCUUCCAAAGCAGCGAGUUAAGCCCGUCUCCCCUCUAUCCCUCCUGUUUCUGGAGACCCUUCUCCGUUUCUGAAGAUUCAUGAGCUUGGCUGCAAAUUUUCUGCAAGCGCUUGUCUGAAUGUUUGGGUGCGGUUGCAGCUACGGUUGUUUGUCCAACUCAUUCAUGAGAGAGAAAUCAGAGGCGAGCAAGCAUGAAUUGAAUUUGGUGCUAGCUGAUGAUGCUGUGGUUUCGUUUGCUCCAGUAAUAAUGGAGCAAAGGAGCUGUAGCUGUGGGUUUUUGCCUUUUUGGUAUGGGAUUUAUCAAGUUAUGAAAUUACCAAUUGUAAAGAAUUUUCAGGCGAAACUAUUAUGAUAGUGAAUGUAGCUUGUGAAUUUUCUGGGAGGCUUUUUGUAAGGAAUAGACCGCCCACCCAACGACUUGUUUAGGAACCAACUUUGUUAGCCUGAUGGUGCCAAUUUAACCAAUCAGGCCACAAGAAAGGACUCAAUAAUUGUGACCAUUUGGAAACCGUGCUUCCAGAGUGCACACAACGCUUUCGCACCACCCAAAGUCUUGGCCCAGUGCUCCAGCUGGUAACCCACGGCACGCACCACCGAUCGGCGACGGCGAUGGAGGCGGCUGUCGGAGCGGCGAACUGGCUCCUUGGCAAGGUGCUCCGGAAGCUGUCCGAUGACCUGGUGGCUGGGUAUGUGGCCAGUCGUGAGCUCGGCCUCAACUACGACAAGAUCACGGACAAACUGAACCACACGCUCGGGCUGCUGCACGCGGCACAGCAGCGGGACGUCGCCGACAACCCUGGCCUGCAGCGCCUGCUGGAUGGCCUCUGCAAGAAGGCAGAAGAGGCAGAGGAUGCUCUGGACGAGCUCCACUACUUCAUGAUCCAAGACGAGCUCGAUGGCACCCGGGAGGCCACCCCGGAGCUUGGCGAUGGCCUCGGCGCUCAAGCUCUGCAUGCCGGCCAUGCUGCUCGCAACACUGCCGGUAAAUGGCUCUCCUGCUUCUCUUGUUGCCAACGUUCACAAGAUGCUGCUGCUGCUGCUGCUGCUGUUUCCAAUGACACACAUAACACAAGCAAGGCUAAGUCUGAUGACAAGUUGCCAUUCGACCGAGUGGCCAUAUCCAACAAAAUCAAGCAGCUGUUAGAGGGCAUGCACUCCAAAUGUUCUAUUAUCUCCGACUUGCUGAAGAUAAACCAAAGCAUUAGCCCAGUUUCUGUUGCAGGAAGCAUGGCAAACUCACUGGAACGCCCUGCCAUCGGAUCAACAAUUAGACAGGAUAAGUUGUAUGGAAGGAGCGCCGUUUUUAAUGAAACAAUAAAAGGCAUGACUAGUGGCACUUGCCAUGAAACCCUGUCCGUUCUUCCUAUAGUUGGACCUGGUGGUAUUGGAAAGACAACUUUCACCCAGCACCUCUACAAUGACAAAAGGACAGAGGAAAUCUUCACUGUUAGGGCCUGGGUAUGUGUAUCAACUAAUUUUGAUGUGCUCAAGCUCACCAAAGAGAUCCUCUGCUGCAUACCUGCACAUGAAAACGAAGGUGGAAGUGGAAACCAAACAGACAACUUAGACCAGCUUCAGAAAUCCAUUGCAAAGAGAUUGAGAUCAAAAAGGUUCUUAAUUGUCUUUGAUGAUAUAUGGCAAUGCAGUGAGGAUAAGUGGGCAAAUCUCUUAGCUCCAUUCAAAAUGAGAGAAGCUGGAACAGGUAGCAUGAUUAUUGUCACAACUCGGUUUCCAUAUAUAGCACAAAUGGUGAAGACAACUACUCUAGUCAACCUGGAAGGUUUGGAGCCUGCUGACUUCUGGAUUUUCUUUCAAGCAUGUGUAUUUGAUGAAUUCACAGUUGAUCAUGAUAAAGAAGAACUUAUUGAAGUUGCAAGAAAAAUAGCAGAUAAAUUGAAGUGUUCCCCACUGGCAGCAAAAACAGUUGGUCGGUUAUUGAAGAAGAGAUUUUCGCGAGAACAUUGGGUGCAGAUUCUUGAAAACAAGGAGUGGCUAAACCAAACCCAUGACGAUGAUAUUAUGCCUGCUCUGAAAAUUAGCUAUGACUACCUUCCUUUCCAUCUAAAAAAAUGUUUCUCAUAUUGUGCCCUCUACCCUGAGGAUUAUAAGUUUAAAAGCUUAGAGAUUGGUUGUUUUUGGAUUUCCCUUGGCAUCACAGACUCUGGUGGUCAGAAUGAUAAUGUUGAGGACAUUGGAUUGAAGUAUUUGGAUGAACUAUUUGACUAUGGUUUUAUGAUGAAAGGACACUAUGAUUAUUAUGUAAUACAUGAUUUACUGCAUGAGCUAGCACAGAUGGUUUCUUCAAAAGAAUGUGCCCACAUCAGUUGUUCUAGUUUUAGAGCAGAGAACAUCCCAUCAUCUAUUUGCCACCUAUCCAUCUUGAUGCAAAAUAAAUGCAUUGAAAAUUUUGGUGGAGAAAUGGAUAAAUUGAGGAGACAGAUAGACAUCGGAAAUUUGCGGAGUUUGAUGAUUUUUGGAAAAUACAGAAGGGCAAGCUUGGUCAAUAUUUUGAAAGAUACAUUUAAGGAAAUAAAGGGCCUGCGUGUUUUGUUUAUAUUCAUGAACUCCCCAGAUUCUUUGCCACACAAUUUCUCAAAACUUAUCCACCUUCGGUACCUAAAACUGAAAUCACCCCGUUACUCCAAAGUGUGUUUGCCCAGCACUGUGUCCAGGUUUCAUCACUUGAAAUUCUUGGACCUUGAAGACUGGGGAAGUAAUUGUGAUUUGCCUAAAGGCAUUAGCCGCCUUGUGAACUUGCGUCAUUUCCUUUCCAAUGUUGAAUUCCAUUGCAAUGUUCCCGAGGUUGGAAAAUUGAAGCUAUUACAGGAGUUGAAAAGAUUCCAUGUUAAGAAAGAGAGUGAUGGAUUUGAAAUAUGGGAGUUGGGUCAGUUGGAAAAGAUUGGAGGUGGACUCCAUAUAUACGGGCUUGAAAACGUCAGAACCAAGGAAGAAGCUAAUGAAGCCAAACUGAUGGCAAAAAGAAAUCUAACUGAGUUGGCUUUAGUUUGGAGUGGCGAGCAACCAUCCAUGGACGCUGAUAUUCUAGAUGGCCUCAAGCCGCACUCCAAUCUUAGAGCACUUGACAUUGUAAAUCAUGGUGGUGCCACUGGUCCUACUUGGUUGUGUAGCAACACACACUUGAAAAACUUGGAGACCCUGCAUCUGGAGGGUGUCUCUUGGUCCGCUCUUCCUCCUUUCGGGCUGAUGCAUCAUCUACGAACGCUCAAUCUGAAAAACAUUGUUGGGAUAUGCCAGUUUGGACAGGACUUCAUUGGUGGCAUCAGAGAAAAAAGUUUCACACAGUUGAAGGUGGUGGAGUUUGCUGAUAUGCCAGAACUUGUCGAGUGGGUUGGGGGAGCUAACACAGAUUUAUUCUCAAGGCUUGAAAAAAUUAGGUGCACUAAUUGUCCCAAGCUCAUCGCACUACCGAUGUCAGGGUUCCCUGAUCUGUGUGAUCUUUACACUGAUGCUUGCCCGCAGUUGUGCCUGCCUCCUCUGCCUCACACUUCCAAGUUAUAUUCUUUUAAAACAGACUUCCUACAUUAUGAUAAUAGAAAUUUGACCAUUUAUGAGAUGCACUGUGAAUUGGCCCUCCACAAUCUCGGUGAAGUAGAAAGAUUGAUAUUUAAGGAUGCAUCAUUCAUCUCAUUUACGGAUCUCCAAAAGCUACAUCCGUUAAGAAGAAUAGAUGUACGGAGAUGCAAUGGAGCAUUUCUGAGAGAACUGGAUGAUGGCACUGUGCUCCAAUUGGUUCAAACUCUACGACUGCAUAAAUUUUGUGUCACCGGAAGAUCAUUGUCAAGUUUGUUCAAAUGUUUCCCUUCUCUUUCUGAUUUGGAUUUAACAGCAUCAGAUGAGGAUUAUGACGAGAAGGAAGUGCUACUGCAGUUUCCACCCUCCAGCUCACUCAGACAUGUAAGGUUGCAUCGGUGUCAUAAUCUAAUUCUACCCGUGCAGGAUGGAGGUGGAUUCCAUGUCCUCUUAUCCCUGGAAUCAGUUUCGAUAUUGAAUUGUGGCAAGCUGUUCUCAGGGUGGUCCAUGGGAGUAGCAGAUUGCAGCAGCAUUAACCCUUUCCCUCCUCAUGUCAAGGAACUCCGGCUUUGGAAUGAACCUAGCAUUCUGUCAAUGGCCCUGCUCUCAAAUCUGACAUCUCUUACACAUCUUGGACUAAAUAAUUGCAAGAAUAUCACAUUGGAUGGGUUCAAUCCUCUCAUCACUUGUAGCCUCGAGCAUCUGUCGGUUUUGAAGUCACAAAAAAAUGGUGAAACUGAGCUCCAUUCUGUAGCAGCGGAUCUACUCGCAGAGGUGUCAAGGACCAAAACAAUGCCCGCAGGUUCCUUCCAACUGGUGAGCCUUCAAGUGAACAGCAUCUCUGCGGCGCUUGUUGCUCCCAUCUGCACCCGCCUCUCCGCUACCCUCCGAUAUUUAUGGUUCAUUUGUGACUGGCGGGCGGAGAGCUUCACGGAAGAGCAGGAGCAGGCGCUUCAGCUCCUCACCUCCCUUGAAAUCCUAUGCAUUGAUAGUUGCAAGGCUCUGCAGUCACUCCCUCAAGGCUUGCAUCGCCUCUCUUCUCUAGAGGAUUUACAGAUCUCAGGGUCGCAUAGAAUCAGGUCGCUGCCCAAGGAGGGCUUCCCCGACUCACUGCAACGCCUAAGUAUAUCCGAUUGCUGCCCAGAGCUUUACGAGGAAUGCCAGAAAUUAAGAGGAACACGGCCUGAUAUAGAAGUACGUGCCAAGCUACCAAGUAGGACUACUAAUGAAGAAGAUUGACAAGCAAUUAGUAUUGUGCUUCCGGACCUGUAAAGCGCGAUUCAAACAUUCAGCACUGAAAUCUAUAGCCUGAGCAAACAAUACUGAGUCCAAGGACUCAAUCCUGCAGUCCCUUGCUCAAGGAUCGCUGGAUCUCCUAAACAAUUCAGAUCGCUACCCAAGCAAGCGCUUCCAAAUUCACUGCAAUGGCUAUUCAAAACUAAUUAUUACGACGACACACACGACGUUGAUCAGGAAUCCUAGAAAUCAAGAGAAACAAGGCCUGAUAUAACUCUACUUGCCUGUCUACAUACUGAUGAAGAAUGACAAGCCGGCGCCACCGCUUGUUCGGCUAUGGCUUUCUUCUUCGGCAAUUACUUACUAUUGUGCUUUGGCAUGUCGUUUUUCACAAAAUUCAACCCUUCCCUUUACAUCCGUCUGCAAUCCUGGAAUUGCAUCCUACUCUGCAUCAAGGAUUAGUCCACAGUCGACACUCGACACCUGACAACAACUCAACCAAGAGCUGCAGGUCUGACCGACAUAGCAUGGCACCUGCUAGUACUUUGACGGUUGAAGGAUGAUGCGGUUCUCCAACAAGUGAUUCCACAUUUUAGUUUCGGAUUUGGAUUUGUAUAUAGCUCUGUUGUGGAAGGAGACAUCAAGAUAAAGCUAGCAGAGUACUGGACAGCCGGCGUUGAGGCACUAGCAGUGGACAUGUUGGCAUUCCUCUUCAGAUUCUAACUUGGUUGGCCAGUGCCAGUAUCUGUAUGUACUAUGUAGACUGUAGUCUGUAGAUGUAUGAUCACGUGCAAACACUAGCUGCCUCAAAGAUCAAACCACUUCUUACAAAUUAAGUAAAGCGCGUACAGGUACAAAAUGGGUUUUGACUGCUAAAACUGACCAGUGGGUUAUUUAAAUUUUUUUCUCCAAA